AUGGAGUUCUCCGAGCUGAUCAAGACGGCGACGGUGGAGAGAGUGCUGCUGUCGUGCGCGGGGCUGCCGGCGGUGAAGGGCACCCUGUGCAUCACCAGCCACCACCUGCUCCUCUCCUCCUGCCCUGGGGGGGACGCCCAGCCCGGCGCCGUGGAGCUCUGGCUGCUCAUCCGCAACGUGGAUGCCGUGGAGAAGAGAGUGCAGAAUUUAGGCUGGUACCAGCCCCCCCGGACUAACGGCUCCCCGCGAGACAUCAGGCUCGCCGGCUCCUCCGGCACCAUCACGCUCCGGUGCAAAGACCUGAAGGUGCUGCAGCUGGAGAUCCCAGGCAUGGAGGAGUGUCUUAACAUCGCCAGCUCCAUCGAGGCCCUCUCCUCGGUGGACUCCGUGAUGAUGAUGUACCCGUUCUUCUACAGACCCCAGAGCCUGAAGCUCGAGGAAGGAUGGCACCUUUUCCCCCUCGAGCAGUACUUCCAACAGAUCGCCUCGCAGACGAGCCAGUGGCGGCUGAGCGACGUGAACAGGGAUUUCACCACCUGCCCCACGUACCCUCCCGCCGUCAUCGUGCCGGCGGCGGUGGACGAUGACACCUUGCGGAAGGCUGCCCGUUUCCGGCAGGGUGGGCGAUUCCCCGUCCUCAGCUAUUACCACCCCAAGAAUGGCACUGCCGGCCAUCCCUUCCACCUCCGCUGCGCCCGCUCUGCCUACUCCCACGCCCGGCUGAAGCAGGAGGCCCCGCUUUUCCUCCUCUUCCUCGACUGCGUGUGGCAGCUGAGCCGCCAGUUCCCCUUCUCCCUGGAGUUCGGCGAGCGCCUCCUCCUCACCCUCUUCGACAACGCCUACGCCUCCGCCUACGGCACCUUCCUCUGCAACAACGUGAAAGAAAGGUGCCUGUGUAAAGUGAAGGAGAGCACGCACUCCCUCUGGGCCUGGCUGAACCAGCCUGGGGAGAAGAAGAAGUACCUGAACCCUCUCUACUCGCACAACGCCCUGGUCAUCUGGCCCUCCGUCGAGCCCCAGAGCAUCCAGCUCUGGCAGGGUUUAUUCUUCCGAUGGAUCCGUUCAUCCCAGUACCUGGAUGAGGCCUGGGCAGAGAUCCAGCAGUUAGUAGAGGGCAACGACUCCCCCGUCAAGGAGAGCACAGGGAACAGGCUGAGCCGGUCCCUCUCUGACCCUGCUGCCCGGACGGAGAACGAAAGAUGAACGGCAGCGUGGGCAAUUCGGUCCCGGCGGGCUGCUGGGCCAAGGUGACACUGCAGCUUUCCACGGGAAGCGCUGCGCAGGACACAGGCCCCGCGGAGCCCGGAGGACAGCUCUGGGAGGGGGGCACAGACUCCCUUUCGCAGCCUCCGGGCUGCGCAGGCUGAGCUUGUUUCAGUAAAGUGCUCUCUCUCGCAGCCCGCGCCUGCUUUUCCCGCUCUUACGAGCCCCCUCGCAAGCGGGGCUCCUUCCCGCUCUCUUCCCCGGCAGGAUUUCAGCAGCGCUCGUACCUGGACCGCCGGCGGAGCAGAAGGGCAGGAGGCAGCGGGAGGUCGAUGUGCCCAGCAGCAUCGGCCUCCG
Molecule: messenger RNA, 1560 nt
Organism: Aptenodytes forsteri (emperor penguin)
Lineage: Eukaryota; Metazoa; Chordata; Aves; Sphenisciformes; Spheniscidae
Product: myotubularin-related protein 9
Exons: 8
Coding region: 1-1203 (400 amino acids)
Biological process (GO): negative regulation of autophagy
Source: RefSeq, a predicted model, not a curated record